This is a messenger RNA of Sander lucioperca (pikeperch), 1533 nucleotides long. RefSeq names its product src-like-adapter 2 (gene sla2a). Lineage: Eukaryota; Metazoa; Chordata; Actinopteri; Perciformes; Percidae. Gene Ontology annotation, molecular function: protein binding. The transcript has 8 exons. The record is from RefSeq and is a predicted model, not a curated record. The coding region runs from base 331 to 1095 and encodes 254 amino acids.
UUCUGUAUUCAAAAGAUCAACACGAGCUGUUCUGAGUCAGGAUGUAAGGUCUUGAGCGUCACAGGAAGCUGCAGCAGGGUGACAUACAUAAAGACCAUGCAGGAUGUCUCGUCUCUUCAGUCAGCCACCACUAUAAACAGCUGUAAACACAUAUUACAGGCAUCCGUAUGUAUGUGUGUGUGUGUGCUGAAGGCACACAAGCCUUUUUUUUUUCAUCAAAAAGAUUUGUAAUUUACCAGUUGAUCUGAGAAAGAUCUGGCUUACUACUUGUGUGGAAUAUCAUUUCUGGACAAACAAUACAGAAAUUGAAGGAGAAAGAAACCAAAGAACAUGGGGACCUGCCCCAUCCGAUGUCAAUCCAACCUGACAGUCCUAGAAAAUCCACCUGAACCUGUAUCACCACCCCUCCAGGAGAGCAUUAUUGUAUCCCUCUGUAACUACCCAUCUUUUGAGGGUAUGACCAUGUGCAUCGGGGAACGACUCACCAUCAUAUCAGACGACGGUGAUUAUAUGAUGGUGAGAUCCACAACCACAGGCCGUGAGAGCUACGUUCCCACCAACUACAUCGCCAAGGUGACACACAGGUGGCUGUUCACAGGCAUCAGCAGGUACAAAGCAGUGGAGCUGCUCAUGGAGCCUAAUAACCAGAGCGGAGCCUUCUUGAUUCGAGAGUCAGAGACAAACAACGAUUGUUACUCGCUGUCUGUCCUGAAGAGGGCCAACGCUUCAUACUUGGACUGUGUAAAGCACUACCGAAUCCCUCACCUUGAAAAUGGCUGGGUCUACAUAUCUCCAGGAAUCCCCUUCCCCUCCCUGCAUCACCUGGUGGAACACUAUUCAGAGUCUGCAGAUGGACUGUGUGGUCGGCUGACAGAGCCUUGCUUCAUCCAGGGUUUAGACAACGCUAGGGAGGCCAGGCCUUUACCCACAACUGUCAGAAGGCCUACCAUCAACUGGAAGGACAUUAGCAGGUCAGUGCUUUUCAAGAGGCAGAGAACAGAGUCAGAUAACUCUCUAGUGAGCGAAGGCCUGAGGGAGGCCAUCACCUCCUACCUCCAAAUGACAGAGGGCAACGAUCACAGCUGGGACACUUGAGGAGAUGGAUCAGUCUGACAAAAAGAAGUCAGACAGAUAGAGGGAAGUCAGACGCUGUCCUGUCCCAUCUCUAGUUUGGGCAAGCCAUUGGAUGAGGUCAUCUGCGUGCCCAAAUGUAGUCUUUGCUGACCGCCCUGGAGUUGAGGAAGGGCUAAGACACUACAAUGUAUGUUGUAACAUACUGUAUGUCAGCAACAAGAAUGUUUUUUUGUGUGUUUAAAGAGGCACACAGUGGAGAUGUGAGCUGAAAAUUGAAAGUCCGUGAGACAUUUGUUCUCAAAUGGUUUCAAAAGUUGAAUGUUUCUCUUAAUUUAAUAUGUGCUGUUGAAUGCAAUAUGUAACAUGCAAAUUCUACUGGAAUAUGAUUGUUGUUAUAUGGUUAUGAUAUUGGAAUCCAAUAAAAUAUGUUAGCUAUGUGAUAAAUGAGCAACACAAAAA